Messenger RNA from Dermatophagoides pteronyssinus (European house dust mite), 2727 nucleotides. RefSeq lists its product as uncharacterized. Lineage: Eukaryota; Metazoa; Arthropoda; Arachnida; Sarcoptiformes; Pyroglyphidae. The record is from RefSeq and is a predicted model, not a curated record.
UAGGAAUAGCAUUUAGGAUAAUGUUUACGUAACCAAAUAAUUGUUUUCUCGUUGAAAACAAUGCAAUCUUUGACACUUUGAUAUUGUUUUUUUUGUGUUUUUCCGAAACGAUUAUGGCCAAAUAAUUCUAUGAUGAGUAAUCCGAAAAAACCGUGUGCCAUUCCAUUAAAUAAUGAUGCCGAAAAUUUAAAAGUAACUUCUAUUGUCGACAAAAAUAACCAUGGAUCUUCGAAUCAUUCCAUUCAUCGAAAAAACUAUCCGCUUCGAAUCGAUACAAUUAAUCGCACAAAAUUGGAUACAUCAUAUGAUUCCAUCAUGAACGAAUUGAUUCCCUAUCCAUUCAGUUGUAUUUCAACAAUAAUUGAAAAAGUUAACAAAGAUGGAACAACUAUUAACCCGAAUAAUGUCGAAUUAACGACAAAGAAAAGAUAUAGGAAAAAGAGAAAUUCACUACAUAAACAACCAAGUCAAUCAACAAUUAGUCAAUCUAGUCAUGAUACUGUAGAUGGUGAAUCAAUCGCAUCGAUAUCAUCAUUUUGCCAUAACAACUUAGCUAGUCAUGAAAUAGAAAAUAGCCAAAAUUCAAGUUUCAAUAAUAAUCAAUCAUUUGAUCAAUUGGAUAUAAGUAAUAUAGUCAAACGUCUUUGUGAAAAAUCUGAUCAAUCGACGCAGACAAAUCCGGUAAUUUCAAUGGUUGAGAAAUGUAAUCAAUAUGUUCAGGCAAACAUUCCAUUGAAUUCGGGUGAUACCAUUCGAAUCGAACAACAACAAUCGAAUCAAGCGUUGCGUAACCAGAUCAAUCAAUUGACCUACAUAAUUGAAGAAAUGUCAAAAGAACGAUCAAAUCGUGAUCUUCACAUGCAUCAAUUGCAAAAACAAUUGAUAAUGAUGGAAAAACGAAUCAAAGAAUUUGAAAAUGAAAAACAACAACAAUUGAAUAAUGAACAAUCGGAAUUGAGAAAAACACCAGUAGUGACCAAAACAGAUGAGACGAUUAUGGUUGCUUACCAGCAAGAGAUUUCAAUAAUAAAAUUGGAAAAUGAACAGCUCAAACAACGAUUAAAUGAAAUGAUUGCCAUUCAACAUGAAAAUUCAAAACUGAUCAACCAAAAAGAUGAUAUUAUAAAUAAUAUGACUAUUCAUAUGAAUGCAUAUCAACAGGAAAAUAAUCGUCUCAAUAAUGAACUAUCACGGUAUAAUCAGCAGCCGAUCGACAAGAUCGAAAUAGAUGAUAAUAAUAGAAAAAUACCAUAUGAACAAAUGAAAGACAAUGUAAUGGUGAUUCAUGAAAAACAUGAAGGUUUUAAGUUGAAAAAAGAUGCCAUUUUAUUAUUUAAACAUCGAUUGUAUUCUAUUCAAAAUGAUUGUCGACUAUUACAACAACAAUUGAAUGAAUUACGAACAACAGCGGUAAAUAACAAUAAAAUCUUUGUGGAAAAACUUUUAACCGAACAAUUAUCCAACACUUUGAUGCUACAAUUUAAUGAAAUCAAAUCCGAAACAAGUCGUUUGAAACGAUUGAAUGAACAAUUGUUACAAGAAAAAUUGCAUGAAAAAGAUCGAAAUAUUCAACUUAAUUGUGAAUUUCAAUCGUGUCUAAGCCAUUUACGAAAUGAAAAUGAACAUCUCAAACAAAUGAACAUUGGACUCGAAAAUAAAUCAAAAACAUUUCAAAAUCAAAUGGAUGAAUUGCGACAAGAAUAUGAUAAUAGUUUAGGGCAAAUAAAUGAAUGCAAUCAUACAAUCAAAGAAUUAUAUGAUAAAAUAACCAAUUAUGAGAUAGGAAAACAACGCGAAUUGGAAAUUCAACAAGAAAUUUUUGAACUCAAAGAACUUGUUGUCAAAAUGGAAGAAAGUAAUCAGACUUUGAAAUCAAAACAUGAACAAUUAUUAUUACAAUGUGAAAAAUAUACAUCUGAAAUCAAUGAAAACCGAACGGAUAUUGAAAGAUUAACAAAACAAAAUCUUGCUUUACACGAAGAAAAUGAAAAAUAUCGAAAGAAAAUUGAUUCAGUGCCACAGCAAUCAGAUGAUAAUAUUAUUAACGAUCGAAACAUUAAUGCCAUUUCGCCUCAAGAUGAUCUUCAUACAACAACUGUACAUUAUGAUUAUCAUCGUAAUAAUAAUGAUAAUGAUGAUGAUUACAAUAUUAAUGAUGACAUCAAACAAGUAAUCAUGCAAAAAGAAUCAAUCAUACGUGAACAAGACAUAAAAUUAAUUGAAUUAGGCAAACAAAUUGAAUGUUUAUGUUGUGAACGAUCAGAAUUAGAGAAUCGAAUCAAUCAAUCAAUACAAUCAUCACAAUUAAAGGAAAUGGAAAUCAAACGAUUAAAUAUGGCCAUGAAUGAUCAUAAUAACGGCAAUCAACAAAUUGAUCAGCGUAUAUUAUUACUUGAAACAGAAUUGGCGAAAGAAAAAGAACGUUCCAAAGGAUUGAGUUUGGCGUUGGCGAAGGAAAAACUUCAAUCAUCAUCAUCGAAGAAUUUGGUUGAAAAUUUAAGCCAUCAGCAACAACAAACAAGUGUAAGCAAUGAAAAUUUGGAACAUUCAUCACCGCAACAACAACAACAACAGCAAAAACCAUUGAUCAAAUUACAUUCCAGUGUUAAUGAAUUGAAGAAAGAAUUCCAAAAUUUUAAAAUAAUAUUUCAACAAACGUACAACCAUCAUCAAUCAUCAUAGUCAUCAUUCGUAACAAUUCAAAGUGCCUUUGAUAAUUAAUUUAAA